This is a messenger RNA of Ectocarpus sp. CCAP 1310/34, 1532 nucleotides long. The record is from the annotation of a GenBank genome assembly. NCBI's taxonomy places the organism in Eukaryota, Phaeophyceae, Ectocarpales, Ectocarpaceae.
GCAUACGUACCCCACGCGCCGAUCUCUCCCUGCUCUCUCAUGAAGCUCGGAAACUCGUCGGCAGCCGUAUCCUCGUUGGUCUUUCUUCUACGUGUUGCAGCGUCGGGAGUCCACAGCUUCGUGCUUCGUCCCCAUGCUAUCGCGUCAGCAGCACCGGCAAAUUGCGGCGCAAUCUCGUUCGUACGAAAACAACAUGCUCCGGCAGCAAGAGCAGCAGCAGCAGCAGGAGUAGGGCCAGACCCUUCUAGCAGAAGCAGGGCCACCAGGAUGACGACUGGCGCCCUGCCGAGUGACGGCGGCGGGAUAUCGCGAGGCGAAUGGGCCGGUAGAAUGCUAGGAGUUGCCAUCACGGGCGCGGUGGCGGUAUCACAGGGACCGGAGUUUGCCUCGGCCGAGGUAGGCGUAGGAGAAGGGGGGCUGCCGGACGGGGCGCGGCAAUUCUCCAACCUCGUCAAGGUGCAGAAGGACUGGGCGGCCCUGGGCAAGUCGAUCGAGAGCCAGGGCGCGGACGUGACCGCCGACGAGUGGAAGAACGUGGCCCUCUUCCUCCGCAAGGUGUAUCAGCUCGGCGGGGAACUCGAGUACCUCGCGGGCACGUUCCCGCCGGACAAGAAGAAGUCCGCCCUCGCCCUCGUGCGGAGCAUCCAGAAAGAGGUGCAGGCGGCGGACGUGCCUGCGAGAGAGAAGGACGCGGCUGCCUUCAUGAAGGCGCAAGCUUCCGUGCAGAAGAAGUUCGAGGAUUUCAUGGAGCUUUUUAACGACGUACCGUCCGAGCUUUGAGAUCUGCUGACGUCAUCGCCGCUGCUACGGCAGAAGCUGCUGCUGCUGCUAGUGGGGGUUAGAAUAAAACGGUAACCAAGAGGUACAGGUAUUGUGUCCAUAUAGAAGCAGUUUCGUUGACCGGUGGAUAAAUUCGUCGGGAGCAUUAGCUUCGAAGGGAAUCGUACGGUAACGGAAGGGUAGAUAGAUAUGUUCCAGCAGCAUAUACUCAAUUAAGCACGUUUAUGACGCCACAUCCAUUCUGGUUGUUGGAGAUCUAGAGGUCCGUGGAGACUCAAGAAUUACGCCCAUCCCCGAUCCGAUGGACUGCCUUUGGCAUCAUCGGCAAGUAGAGCAUGGGGUUGGUCGACAGAGCAGACGCGAGCAGGUGUCGAGUUCAUGGGACAGAUGUCGAGGUCAUGGGAAAUCAUGGACGAGGGGGAUAGAAGCUCCGGGGUCUACUGCCGAAUGACACAUACAUCUGGAACUCCGUGGGACCACGCGUAGGGUGAGAUUUGGUUGCCGACCUGAUGAGAAUAGCACAGCCCAUUGUUUUAUAUCAGCAAGAUUUUUCGUUUGUAGAAGGCCCUAGUACGGGGCGAAUUCUACGAGUGUAGUGGCAUGUAGAAAAUGCUGUAAUGAGUUGUUUCACUUUUCUUCGUGUGCCUGGUUUUUGCUCAUGCAAUGAACGUCCCGUUACGAUGCUAGCCGUUGGUCGCUCCGAACUGCUGCGGGAAACCAGUGGUACACACGCAACAAUACAAAACACGUAC